This is a messenger RNA of Mucor mucedo, 1239 nucleotides long. RefSeq names its product kinase-like domain-containing protein. The record is from RefSeq and is a predicted model, not a curated record. Gene Ontology annotation, biological process: peptidyl-serine phosphorylation. Gene Ontology annotation, cellular component: cAMP-dependent protein kinase complex; nucleus. NCBI's taxonomy places the organism in Eukaryota, Fungi, Mucoromycota, Mucoromycetes, Mucorales, Mucoraceae. Gene Ontology annotation, molecular function: ATP binding; cAMP-dependent protein kinase activity. The transcript is spliced from 4 exons. Bases 181 to 1155 code for a protein of 324 amino acids.
CAGCAACAACAACAACAACAACAACAACAACAACAACAACAUCAGCAACAGCAACAGCAGCAACAGCAACAGCAGAUCCAACAGCAGCAACAACAAGAGCAGCAACAGGUGCCCCAGCAAGCUCAAGAUGGUAAUAGCGGUGCAUUAAAAUCAAAAUAUCAACAGUAUGAUAGCGCAAUAAUGGAUCAAAGAAAAAAUCGACCUAAACUUAAAUUAGACGAUUUCCAUCUAUUACGUACAUUGGGUACUGGCUCAUUUGGUCGUGUUCAUUUAGCUCAAUCUAGACACAACGGCAGAUACUAUGCUAUCAAAGUCUUGAAGAAAACCGAGGUAGUUCGAUUAAAGCAAGUUGAGCAUACCAACAAUGAGAAACAUAUUUUGGAAUCUGUUGCGAACCCUUUUUUGGUCAAUUUAUGGGGCACCUUUCAAGACGAUGCCAAUCUUUACAUGGUGAUGGAUUAUGUGCCCGGUGGUGAACUCUUUAGUGUCUUGAGAAAGAGCAAGCGUUUCCCUGAUCAUGUAGCUAAGUUCUAUGCUGCCGAAGUUGCUUUAGCAAUUGAAUAUCUUCACAAAAAAGAUGUUGUUUAUCGUGAUUUAAAGCCUGAAAACUUAUUACUGGAUACAAACGGACACAUAAAAAUCACAGAUUUCGGGUUUGCUAAACAUGUACCCGAUAUUACUUGGACUCUAUGUGGUACACCUGAUUAUCUUGCGCCGGAAGUCAUUCAGUCAAAGGGCUAUGGUAAAGCCGUUGAUUGGUGGAGUUUGGGAGUAUUAAUUUUUGAAAUGCUGGCAGGUUACCCGCCCUUCUACGAUGAUGACCAUUUGAAAUUAUAUGAAAAGAUUUUGCAGGGCAAGAUUCGUUGGCCAUCUUACUUUGACCCUAAUGCCAAAGAUCUAUUAAAGCACUUGUUGACCUCCGAUCUUUCCCGCCGCUAUGGUAACCUUAAAAACGGAGCCAACGAUAUUAAGAACCACCCUUGGUUCCAUGGCGUUGAUUUUGAGCGAGUUGCUAAUCGCCAGAUUAGAGCACCUUAUGUUCCUCAGAUUAGAGGUGAUGGUGACGCUAGUCAUUUUGAUAGAUAUCCUGAAACAAACGAACAAUACGGCUUGGCUACGGAAGAUCCAUACCGGGAAAAGUUUCCAGAUUUUUAAAAUUAAUAAAGCGCUCAUUAUACUUAAAGAGACACGCCUGUCAGUUGAGAUGUACAGGGCAAAUGAUUUAUCCCCCAAAAAAAA